Brassica oleracea var. oleracea is the source of this 1311-nucleotide messenger RNA. RefSeq names its product putative F-box/FBD/LRR-repeat protein At5g56810. Gene Ontology annotation, molecular function: protein binding. Lineage: Eukaryota; Viridiplantae; Streptophyta; Magnoliopsida; Brassicales; Brassicaceae. The coding region runs from base 1 to 1311 and encodes 436 amino acids. The transcript is spliced from 3 exons. The record is from RefSeq and is a predicted model, not a curated record.
AUGAAAGCUGCGAGAUUGGGAAUUGAAGAGGUAACAUGUUCUGAUACGAUCAGUCACCUACCUGAUGACUUGCUCUUUCGAAUCCUCUCAUUGGUUCCGGUAAGAAUCGCAGUGUCCACAAGCUUAUUGUCUAAACGAUGGAACUAUGUGUGGAAGAUGAUGCCAACGCUUGUGUAUGACGAAACAUGUCCCUACAAUGGUUCCCUUGGAUUUGACCAAUUUUGUCGCAUGUCCUUGCCAUUACACGAAGCUCAUGUUCUCAAAACCCUAAACAUCAAACUUGGGAAAUACUCUGAUUCCAUAGAUACUCUCUUAUUCCCAAACAUCCGUUCCAUUCUCCUAGAGAUCAUAAUCACUUUGAAUUAUCAUCAGGUUUUUUACUCUCCCAUCAGAUUCCCAAAUAACCUCAAAGUCUUCAAAACACUCCUUGUCUUGAAACUCGAAGGCAGGAUUGCUGUGGACGUUGUAGACUCUCCUGUUUGUUUCCCUUCCCUGAAAAUUUUGCACCUCAAACGUGUGAGGUUUCAGUACAAAGAAGAAUCUUUCAAAAGAGUUUUAUCGGCUUGUCCUGUUCUUGAAGAUCUCUACCUCCAAAGACUUUGCAGUCAUGGCCGUUUUAUGUUCACUAUAUCAGUCCCUACUCUACAGAGAUUAUCCAUUGAUACAGAAUCUGUAUAUCAUUGUUACGAUGAUCUAAGAUUCGAGAUAAACACUCCUUCUUUGAACAACUUAAAGAUCAACGAUCGUGGAGGUUGUUUUAAUUUUGUUGAGGAUAUGCCUAAGCUGGUAGAGGCAAAUAUUUCUUUGCUUGAGUCAGAAACAGGGAAGCUCAUGAAAUUUCUAACUUAUUUCCGCGCACUUGAGCAUCUUUCCUUAAGGUUAUCCCCUUCAAUAUCGGCUUCACAUCUUAAGGGUACAUUAAUCUCCAAACGGAUUGUUCAUCUGGAACUACAUAUUUACGAUACAAUUCAGUUGAGUCUGCUUACGCAUUUUCUUGAAGAGUAUCCUAAGCUACGAUCUCUCAAGCUCAACCAGAAUCAUUGGUUUCCUAAGAGAGGUAUCGAGGAUCAACCGAGAUCUGUUCCUGAAUGCUUGAGCUUCCAUUUGGAAACUCUUGAAUGGAUAGGCUAUGCAGGAACACUGGAAGAGAAUGAAGUCGCCACUUAUAUUCUGAAAAACGCUCAUUGUUUGAAAACUGCUACGAUCUCUCUAUAUUCAACGGACACGGAGAAGCGUAUGCUGAUAGAAAAGGAGUUGAGAUCUAUGACUAAAGGUUCAUGUCAGCUUGUAAUCUUGUUACUGGAUUAUUAG